AUAUAGUUCAAAAUGUGCUAGAUUUGAAGGCCCGUUUAUUAUCUAUUAGGGCUCUUAAAGUGAUUUUAAAACCCACCUCUAGGGUUUUGUUUUGUGUUCCCGUGUCGCGGAAAGGAAAUCUAUCUCCUCUCGCUCUUGCUCACUGCUCAGAGAUAUGGCCAAGUCGAAGAAUCACACGGCGCACAAUCAGUCUGCCAAGGCGCAUAAGAAUGGAAUCAAGAAGCCAAUGAGGCACCGUCACACCUCCACCAAAGGAAUGGACCCUAAGUUCCUCAGGAACCAGAGGUAUGCAAGGAAGCACAACGUCAAGAGCGGCGAGAAUGCUAGUGUUGAAGAAUAGAUCCCUGGAUCGUCUGAUAAGACAUUUUGAGGUUUUUAUACGAGUUUCUGACUUUUUCUCAAUGUAACAUCAGGGAUUUGUCUAUUUCAGAUUCUCUUAUUUUGCGAGUUACUUGUUUUGAUGCAAUUAUUUCACUUGUUCGUUUAGUUUCAUCUA
This is a messenger RNA of Capsella rubella, 496 nucleotides long. Its product is annotated as 60S ribosomal protein L29-2. The transcript is spliced from 3 exons. Gene Ontology annotation, molecular function: structural constituent of ribosome. Gene Ontology annotation, biological process: cytoplasmic translation. The record is from RefSeq and is a predicted model, not a curated record. The coding region runs from base 155 to 340 and encodes 61 amino acids. NCBI's taxonomy places the organism in Eukaryota, Viridiplantae, Streptophyta, Magnoliopsida, Brassicales, Brassicaceae. Gene Ontology annotation, cellular component: ribosome; cytosolic large ribosomal subunit.